GCGCCAUUUCUUAUCUCUGCUCACGGCCGACUCCGCCAGGUUCCGUUCAACGAACAAAGUCCUAUGUGCUGAUUUAGUUGCUAACCAUGGACAAAACCGACGCGGUCAGUCAAACAAACCCACGGUUUCCCACAGAGAUUCUUCCAGAAUCAACUCCUCCCGGGAUGUCUAGCCAAGGCGGCCAGGACCUCGUUGCAGCACAGCCUCUGGAAGAGAAUGAAGAGGAUGACGAUGACUCGGCGCUAGGUCAAGACUUUGCAAGCUCGACUGCUUCCCUCACCUCAAGCAUUCUCGAAUACCGAAAGUUUCAGGGUCGGACCUUCAAUAGUGACAAGUACGAGAUUGAAUAUUUCGCACCAAAUGAUGAGAGGCAAAAGGAAUCGAUUGACAUCUCUCAUCACUACCUCAUGUUACUUCUCGAUGGCAAGCUUUCGCUCGCCCCUUCGCCUGAGGAUUUUGAAAAGGUACUUGACAUAGGAACCGGGACCGGUAUAUGGGCAAUCGACUUUGCCGACCAAUAUCCUAACGCCGAGGUCGUUGGAACAGAUCUUUCCCCAAUCCAACCCGAUUGGGUACCACCAAAUGUCCGAUUUGAACUCGAGGACGCAACUAGUAACUGGACUUGGUCCAACGACACCUUUGACUUUGUUCAUAUGCGCUACUUGAUCGGCGCUAUUGCUGAUUGGGGUGCGUUAUUUAAAGAUGCGUUCCGCUGUUGCAAACCUGGAGGUUUCGUCGAAUCUGUUGAGGUCAAUCCAACCUUUUUCAGUGACGAUGGAACAGCCAGCGAUGUGACGGCAGUGCAGACAUGGAAUAAGCUUUUCAGAGAGGCGAGUAAAGCGUUUGGUCGUAGCUUUUGCGAGAUUGAAGGGGACGCAGAGCUUCUGGCUGCAGCUGGAUUUGUAGACCUGCAAGUUACGGACUUUAAGGUCCCUGUCGGCGGAUGGGCGAAGGACUCCAAGUUACGUCAAGUCGGCGAGUUUCUUCGCGCAACGAUGGAGAACGAUCUUGAAGGAUAUACGCUCCUAGCUUGGCAACAAAUUUUAGGGUGGCCGAAAGAUGAAUAUCAGUUAUUUCUAAUGGACAUGCGAAAGGCACUGAGAGAUAAGAAAGUGCAUAGUUACAUACGCGUGCGCUUUCUUAACGCACACAAGCCAUGAGAUGCGAGGUAGGUAGGAACUUGGGAAAGAAAGACAAUAAUAAGCUUCAGGCGUUGGAACACCACGGAUAGUUGUAAAGAAUCUAAGUUAGGAUGAGAUAAGCUACUCCCUUACUAACGUUAGUAGGCACAUAGGCUGUUGGCAAGUGUAUGUCAAACUCAUUGGAAACAAGCCGUUGCAACAUUGCUUGCUCUAUUUCAACAAGAUCUUCCGCAUUGUAAUCCCCGAUGCAAGAAAAGUGGUAGGUCACAAUCAUGACUGCUUUUGAAAUAUAAUUCACAGU
Molecule: messenger RNA, 1443 nt
Organism: Fusarium verticillioides 7600
Lineage: Eukaryota; Fungi; Ascomycota; Sordariomycetes; Hypocreales; Nectriaceae
Exons: 9
Coding region: 87-1160 (357 amino acids)
Molecular function (GO): methyltransferase activity
Source: RefSeq, a predicted model, not a curated record